Exophiala aquamarina CBS 119918 is the source of this 349-nucleotide messenger RNA. RefSeq lists its product as uncharacterized. The record is from RefSeq and is a predicted model, not a curated record. The annotation marks the transcript as partial. NCBI's taxonomy places the organism in Eukaryota, Fungi, Ascomycota, Eurotiomycetes, Chaetothyriales, Herpotrichiellaceae. The transcript has a single exon.
AUGAGAGAUUGCUCGACUUGUACGGUCAAGAACCGGCCGUGCGUUUUUGGAGAUGACUGGGAAUCCAUGCCAGACAUGCAAAGAAACUGACGAAAGCCAAUGUGCUGGUGUUCUGGAUUUGUCACGGAUAGUGCAGGCCAACGUCGAACUGAAAAGGUCAAAAAAUGAAGCGAUGCAGCUCCGGACACGAAUGGGGCAAGAUGUUCAACUUCUCACAACAUUGAACGAGAGCUUUACUGCAAAAAAAGCCAGCCUCUCUGCCGCAACGUCCUCCAUGGCAGAUGCAGAUAUUGAGCUUCUCCGAUCAGAAAUUCAGCGCCUAGCCGUGAAUGGGAAACAAGUUGUUGAG